UCCAGAAGAUUUACUAAGAUGGCGGAAGAAGCAGAAUUGGAGCUGGAAUCAGAAAGUGAUACAAAUACAAGUGCUAUUGGAACUAGAAGUGUAAAGAAAAACAUUUCCAUUAAAUUGAAACAACCUGCUAAGGCCACCCGUGGUCGCCCAAGGAAAGGUUCCAAAGUGACUCGCUCUGCUUCAAAAAAAGAGGAAGUUCUAGAGAAACCAGAGACAUGUGACCAAGUCGGAAAUGAUGCGGUAAUAGAGCCUCCGAUAUUUAAGCAGCCAGCACGAGAACCUGUCCACCAGAACCAGCCCCUCCAAUGGAACCACAAGGUAAACCUUAUUGGAGAGAAGGUGGUGGACCCUCUAGUACAUUGUUGUGAAAAAUGUCUGCUGCCGAUACUUAUAUAUGGCAGAAUGAUACCAUGUAAGCAUGUGUUCUGCUUUGAUUGUGCGAAACAGACAGAGAAAACAUGUCCAAGGUGUGAGGACCCUGUACAAAGGAUAGAACAAUCAGCCCUUGGUACAGUAUUUAUCUGUACAUAUGAGAGUACAAAACAUGGCAGGGCAGGUUGUCGACGGACCUACCUCUCUCAAAGGGACCUGCAGGCUCAUGUCCUUCAUAGACAUAUCCGACCUGCAGAGUUGAGUGCCAAGAUGAGUGGAGAGUCUUCUAGGGAUUCUCACGGAGGAUCAGAUUCUUCUCAUCGAAGUAGUCAGUCUUUAGACCAAUACACAACGUCCUCGUCCAAACAAAAACAUCUGUCACAGUUAGAACACUACUCCACCUCCUCUGGGAGACAUGUGGAGGGAUCACACAGUAUAUCCUCCAGGUCAGGUGGGGAAGAUGCCUUGUACCGUGAAGACAGGGUUAACCGUGUGAUGUCACAAAUUCCCUCUCAUACGCAGCCCCUAUCAUCACAGCACAGUAAUGUCAUGUCUGUGAGUGCAGCCAUGCUACCACACAGCCAGCCUCCUCCCCAACUUCAGACCAUGGGAAUCCCACCACAACAACACCCUGUGUCAUCACAUGAUGGCUAUCCGAUGUCCAGUAUACCAGUGAUGUCUGGAGGAAGGACUAACUUGAUCACUGUUCAACUGCAGGAUGACACAGACUUCAGACGUCGUGAGUCUUAUAUGGGACCUCAGACUGGAGUAAUACCCCCAGCGGUUUCAUUUUCAACAUCAAUUCCCCCUCCUGGACUACCACCCCCUCAAUUUGCAUCAUCAACAAUGGCUCCAUCCAUGCAUCAAGGCCCACCCCCUGUUUCUUACACUACACCUCAAGUGAACCAAGGAGGACCUUCUCCUUUCUCUUCCCCCACUGUAGGACAGUCUGCUUUAGUGUCUGGUAUGUCCAAUGCCCCUGUUUCACACCCUCCUCCAGGACCAGUUCCUCCACCUCGAGUUAAUGUCCCUCCUCCCGUAUCACUCCAUGGACUUCAAGGUGGACCUCCAAGGAUGAACAUGCCUCCUGGUCCAGUUCCUGCACCACAAACUCACCUUCCCACUAACCAACCUCGUUACCCUACUCCUCAUGGACACUUUGAUGAAAAUCAACAAAAUUCUCCCUUUGGACCUGGACAAAACCCAAGGGGACCAUGGACUGGGCCCCCACAGAGGCCUCCCCCUCCCCGCCCAGGAAACACCCCUAUGCAUCCCCCUCCUCAGAGACCCCAAUCAGACUAUGGUCAAUUUUACUGAGAUUGUAAACAUACUAGCUUGUUUUCAAAAGUGUUGCUUACAGCAUACAUGCAAAUUAUUGAUUAUAACUUUAAAUACAACUAUUAAUUGAAAAUGUUUUGAUCAGUAUAAUUUUGAAAAUAAAUAUUUUUGUGUAUGCAGAAACAUUUUUGGAAUUGAUGUAGUUAAAAUGCUGCUGAUAGAUUGAUGAAUUGCCUGUUCAGAUUAAUGAUACAAUACUUUAUUUUCUUGUGGGUUAGCUGCUAUAUAUAAAUUGUAGUAUAUUUUCCUAUAGAUUAGCUGCUAUAAGUAACAUGUAGUAGUUUAUUUUCCAAUGGGUUCGCUGCAUUUUGUAACAUACACCAGGUUAUUUUCCUGUGGGUUAGCUGCAUUAUGUAACAUGUACCUGAUUACUUUAUAUUCUAUAUGUAGCAGCCAAUUCAUAGAAAAAUAUUGUGACUGAUACAUGUGACUAUGGAAAAUUUAGAUUCCCCUAUACAUAUGAAAGAUAUAUUUGAAGGAGGGCUGGAUUUUAGGUAAAGAGUAUUUGUAAGAACCUUCACUGUGACCAUGUAAUCGCAAGAUCUUAGGGUUGUGUUGUUUAUGUAUUAUAUAUCUACACCUCAUUAGGAAAUGUUUUGUUAGGUGUACACUAUGGAAUAUUGUGUAAAGAUUUCUUUAAAAAUUUGGAAUAGAUUAAGGUUAUAUUUACACACAAGAGUAUAGUAAUAUGAAAUUUUACACUAGCUAGAUUUCAGUAAUCAUCAGUCUAGGUUAAAGGGUCUGGCACUUGACCACUUGGUUUUCACAGUGAUAUGCAUUUAUCUUAUCCGCAGAAGGAACAGAAGCUAGAGGUAGCAUUUCUUUCCUGCUGGUGUCCACAUCAAUCAAUGUAAAGUUUGGUUCUGCUUGGUUUCUUAGAGUAACACAGAUUCAGUACAUUGACAUUAGGAUAUAUAGCUCAAACUUUAGAAAAAUAGAGCUUUGGAAUACAAUUUUUGUGAAUUUUCCAGAAUUCUCAAAAAACUGUACCUGCUCUCGUACACAUCCAGUGGAAAUGAGCUGUAACAUAUCAGACAAAUUUCUGGCUGAUUCAUUAAAAAAAAAAAAUCAAGAUUUUUCAUUUUGGGGGUAAAAUCAGGACAAUGAGACAUUUUAUGUCUUUUGAUUGUAUGUUCCUGGCUACAUCUAUAUGAAAAUUAUUGGUGGAUAUCUAACAAGCCUUUUUAUAUUGUAACCUAGUCUCCUUUAUAAAUCACUUGGUAAUUAAUUUGUAGAUGGUUUUAAACAGAUAUUUUUUGUUUUUAAAUAAGUUUUUGAAUGAGAUUGUUAUGUGAAUUACAAAAAGUUCCAUGUGGAAGAGGUACAAACAAAGUAAUAUUCACAAAAGUUCAGUGAACUGAUGAUUGAUUAUAUUUGUCACUUUCUUAGGAAAACUAAAUAAGAUGAUAUUAUUUUUUGUGCAUUGUCUAAUUAUUUCAACAAUAGAUGCAUGUUUCGGUGUCAUUUUUCAAAUAUUCUACUUCGUAUAGGUUAAAUAUAAUGCCAAGAAAUUGGGAUAAAGUGUAAUACAUGUUAAUGAUUAAACAGUACAUGUUUACAAAUUAAAAUAUUUAAUAGUCUAAUUAAGGGAAAAUAUUUCAGGUUUGGGUACGUUGUAACAAAAUGUUUUCUUUGAUGAAUUCGGGGAAAAGAGGAGUCCAUGUAAUGUGAGAAUCAGUGGGUUUCAUUAUUGUGGAUUCUGCUUCAGUUGAACAUAGAUACCUCAGAGGUAUGCUGGGCGGUUAGAGAAUAUGAAUUAAUUAUAGAGAGGGGAUAAUAAGUGUUUUUUCAAGAAAUUGUCCUGAUGAAGACCCCACAACAAGGUCGAAAGAAUUUGACUUAUAAACUUAAAACGUUUUGGUAACGCUUAAGUAUGUUGUGGUUUUUAUCACCUCUAUAUAAAAUGCUUUCUUUGUAACAAACAGAUCCUUCAUCAAAUCAAAAGAAAACAAAUGAAUCUGGUCAAGAGCCAAAAAUGCAGUCAUUUGAUAAGGAAAGUAGUUAAUUUGACAGCAAAUAAGUUGGUAAAGUCAGGGAAAGGACAAGUGAGAUUACCGGUAAAGGCUUCAGAUGCCAAUGGUAAAGGUUAUACUUAGAAUAUAUCAAACAACACCAUUUCUGUUUCACACUUUAUGAAUGAAUGUGUAACAAGGCAAUGUGUUAGACAUGCUCGUUAGGUGUGCAAUUAUUUUACCAGCAGAUACGUGUUUGGUAAAAAAAAUUAAAGGUGUUUUCUACACUUAUUUAUUCUACAUGUUUACAUAUCCAUUGCUGUACUUUGAAAUUACUGCGUACAAAUGUACUUGGAAUGAUUUUACAGUGACUCCUGGAAAAGAAAACUGUUUCUGUAUCUUGUUAUCAUAAUGACUGAGGGAACAUUCACUGUUGUGUGUUGUUAUGUUAGAAGGUGGAUUAAGGAAAAGAUCAAUAAAUAAUAAAACUGGU
Messenger RNA from Pecten maximus, 4155 nucleotides. RefSeq names its product E3 ubiquitin-protein ligase Hakai-like. The record is from RefSeq and is a predicted model, not a curated record. Gene Ontology annotation, biological process: protein ubiquitination; regulation of cell adhesion. NCBI's taxonomy places the organism in Eukaryota, Metazoa, Mollusca, Bivalvia, Pectinida, Pectinidae. The transcript has 6 exons. The coding region runs from base 19 to 1689 and encodes 556 amino acids. Gene Ontology annotation, molecular function: ubiquitin protein ligase activity.